Molecule: messenger RNA, 3132 nt
Organism: Neocloeon triangulifer
Lineage: Eukaryota; Metazoa; Arthropoda; Insecta; Ephemeroptera; Baetidae
Product: zinc finger protein DPF3-like
Exons: 9
Coding region: 60-1529 (489 amino acids)
Biological process (GO): nervous system development
Cellular component (GO): nBAF complex
Source: RefSeq, a predicted model, not a curated record
UUUACUUGCUCAUGCUGGCCAAGAUGCUGGCAACAAUGAUUUCGACCAUUUAAUUGAGCAUGCGCAGUAGCAAAAUUCGCGCAGGAGCCGCUACAACAAUGGCGUCUAUUGACGCUCUCCAAAUAAAUCCUGAAGCUGUCAGCAAAUUAGAGAGCUUCCUGAAAGACCCGGCUUACAAAGAAGCCAUUGAGAACUCGGCAACUUAUAACACGCGACUAUGUAUCGAACGGCGCCUACGGAUGCCCUUUUUGGACUCUCAAACUGGAGUUGCACAGAAUCACUCAAACCUCUUCAUGAGUUCAAGACAAAGACUGCCGGGGGUAUGCGAGGGUCAAAUAUACUCGUACCCUUCCAAGAGGUGGCGAAAGAAACGUAGGCAGUACUUGAUGAACUGGAUGCAGCCGCGCAGAAAGGAAAUUGAAAACGAAAUUGACCUGCACACAAUAAGUACUGUUGAAAAUCCAGCGGCCAUCAACGAAGACAGCAAGGACAGCAUGCUGAAAGAUGAGGCUACCAAGCUUUCACAAGAUGCCUGGUUCUAUGAUGAUCUAGAUAUAAAUGACAUAGACAACUUUGAUGAGCCGGAUGCAGAUUCUGAUUAUGACUACGAAGAGUCUUAUAAGAGAAAUAAGAGGAGGAGAAAUGCAAAAACGCCUACGAGGAAUUCGCAGCCUGCAGGUCGAGGGCGGAGAAAAAUCACUCCGAACUACGACGCUGUGACAGGAGACGCGGACAAACCAUUCUCGUGCGAACUGUGUGGCGCCCGCUAUAAGACCCGGCCAGGCCUGACCUACCACUACACCCACUCGCACAAGGACAAGGAGGAAGAUGACGACGACAGCGGUUCGGCCUCCCUGCCCGCCACCUCUGGGGGCGGCAGUGCGGCCUCGCCAAAGCCGACGCCACCCGCGGCCUCUGCUCCGCCUGGAGGCGCGGCCAGCGGUGCGCCCGGAACUCCGGGUCCGCCAACCGCGGCGCCUCCGUCGGUGCCGGCGCCAGAAACGGCCGGUCCGAACGCCUCACCAGGAACUCCUAGGCGCGGUCGUCAAAAUCUGAGUGCUUCCGGCAUGCCGAAUCUCAUUCCUGAAGAGCCGCUGACACCAACCGUGGUCAACGAGAGGCGCAAACCUCCUAACCUGACCCCUGCCGAAGGGGGCGUGGUCAAGGAUGAGCACAACCGGGCCAAUCCGUCGCCGUAUUGCGACUUCUGCCUGGGUGACGCCAACGAGAACAAGAAGACGGGCACCUCGGAAGAGCUGGUUUCGUGCUCCGACUGCGGCCGCUCAGGACAUCCGUCGUGUCUCCAGUUCACUGCAAACAUGAUCAUAUCGGUUCGGAAGUACCGAUGGCAGUGCAUCGAGUGCAAGUGCUGCUCUGUCUGCGGAACCUCUGAUAAUGAUGAUCAACUGUUGUUUUGCGACGACUGCGACCGAGGGUACCACAUGUACUGUUUGAAUCCACCGCUGACGUCUCCUCCAGAAGGGACGUGGAGCUGUACUUUGUGCAUGGAUGAGUUUCACAAGAAAUGAGAUAGUUGCAGAGAUGGCUGGUUUGAGUGCAGGAGUGCAUUGUUUAAUUAGCAAUUAAUUAUUGUAUACGUCUUAAUUGGAUACUUAAUUAAUAAGUGGAUUUAGCUCAAAAAUUCCAAUUUCUAUACUUGAUCUGCUCUCUUGUUUUCUAUAUAGUUGCAGGCGAACAAAUUAAAAUAAUUUUAAAUAUUUGUACUUUUAAAAUGUCUCCUUUUGGGGAUUUUAUUUUCAAUGAUAAAUUUUAAUUUUUUUUUCAACAAUUCCCAAACUCUUGUUUCUUCUUUGUUCAGUAUUUUGUGUAUUAUUGAAUUUUCUGUGUCAGACUUUGCCGCGAUCAUCAUUGCAAGUGCUUUGGCUUGCCGCCGGUGGUGGCAAUAAGGGUGUUCAGGGGAAGGAUCCACGGACCCUAGCUACGUCAGGGGUUUGUUUAACAUGCAAAAACGGUCCCCUAAUUCUGAAAUGCCGCUGCUGCAGUCUUUAUCUACCUCUGCUUGUGGAAAAAAAUUUCGAGAGCAUGGAAAGACAAAAAAUUAAUGUUGCUACUUAAGAUUAGAAAGCGCAAUUGGUUUGUGCGCUUGUAAGUAUUUGUCAGAAAAAAAAUGUGUCCAUUCAACCUAACAGUAUUUGUAAAUUAUGAAAGGAGGAAAAAUAAACUGUAUUCUAGAAAAGUGCAAUUUUCGCCUUUGGAACUUUAUUAUUUUAUGUUUCGCAACGCUUGUCGUGUUUUUAUCACUUGCCUUAACUUUUUAAGGCCUAAAUUACUCGUCAACUUUAUUUCUAAGAAGUUAUUGCACUCACAACUGCACAUGGGGUAUAAAAAGCAGAUAAGUAGCGUGCACGUGAUAAUUCAAUUGAAGGUGACUGGCAUGACGUGCUGCGCCAAUUUUAGAGAGAUCGGCAGUGCCAAACUUCAUGGAAAUGAGAGAGUUGCAGAGAUUGCUGGUUCGAGUGCAGGAGUGCAUUGUUUAAUUAGCAAUUAAUUAUUGUAUACGUCUUCAUUGGAUACUUAAUUAAUAAGUGGAUUUAGCUCAAAAAUUCCAAUUUCUAUACUUGAUCUGCUCUCUUGUUUUCUAUAUAGUUGCAGGCGAACAAAUUAAAAUAAUUUUAAAUAUUUGUACUUUUAAAAUGUCUCCUUUUGGGGAUUUUAUUUUCAAUGAUAAAUUUUAAUUUUUUUUUUCAACAAUUCCCAAACUCGUCUUGUUUCUUCUUUGUUCAGUAUUUUGUGUAUUAUUGAAUUUUCUGUGUCAGACUUUGCCGCGAUCAUCAUUGCAAGUGCUUUGGCUUACCGCCGGUGGUGGCAAUAAGGGUGUUCAGGGGAAGGAUCCACGGACCCUAGCUAUGUCAGGAGUUAACAUGCAAAAAUGGUCCCCUAACUCUGAAAUGCCACUGCUGCUGUCUUUAUCUACCUCUGCUUGUGGAAAAAAAAUUUCGAGAGCAUGGAAAGACAAAAAAUAAUGUUGCUACUUAAGAUUAGAAAGCGCAAUUGGUUUGUGCGCUUGUAAGUAUUUAAGUAUUUGUCAGAAAAAAAAUGUGUCCAUUCAACCUAACAGUAUUUGUAAAUUAUGAGAGGAGGAAAAAUAAACUGUAUUCUAGAAAAGUGCAA